Molecule: messenger RNA, 5634 nt
Organism: Canis lupus familiaris (dog)
Lineage: Eukaryota; Metazoa; Chordata; Mammalia; Carnivora; Canidae
Gene: GPC5
Product: glypican 5
Exons: 8
Coding region: 328-2043 (571 amino acids)
Biological process (GO): positive regulation of canonical Wnt signaling pathway; regulation of protein localization to membrane; cell migration
Cellular component (GO): extracellular region; plasma membrane; cell surface
Source: RefSeq, a predicted model, not a curated record
GCGGCCGCGGCGGCGGGAGCCGGAUGCUCUCGGGCUCCGUGCGGCUCCAGCCGUUUUCCUCCCUGGUGCAGCGCCAACGCGCCCCCGCGGGAGAGGGAGACCCACGGCGCUUAGCUGGAGAACUCUGCUGUCUCAGUCUAGGGGCUCUUCCGGAGAAAGCCAAGUGCCCCCAGGUGAAGCCGGUGUCCCAAAACGGCCCGGGAACGCCGGCCGCCAGCUUGCACCUUUCGGGAACCGCGACCGCCGAGCCUUUUCCAGCGCCUGCAAAGCCGGGCGCGCGGGGGAGUGGUGUCCACCUCGUGGGAAGGGGCGACGGGGACACCGAGGAUGGACGCGCGGAGCUGGCGCGCGGGGUGUUGCUGUCUCCUGCUCCUGGCCCUGGUUGGGUCUCCUCGGAGCGAGGGAACGCAGAGCUGCGAAGAAGUUCGGAAACUUUUCCAGUGGCGCCUGGUGGGAGCCGUCAAGGGGCUCCCGGAUUCGCCGCGGGCAGGAUCUGAUCUUCAGGUUUGUGUAUCCAAAAAACCUACAUGUUGCAGCAGGAGGAUGGAGGAGAGAUACCAGAUUGCAGCUCGUCAAGAUAUGCAGCAAGUGCUUCAAACAUCCAGUUCAACAUUAAAGUUUUUGAUAUCGCGAAAUGCUGCAGCUUUUCAAGAAACGCUUGAAACUCUCAUCAGACAGGCAGAGAAUUACACCAGUAUACUCUUCUGCAACACCUACAGGAACAUGGCCCUAGAGGCUACAGCUUCAGUUCAGGAGUUGUUCACUGAUGUGGGGCUCUAUUUAUUUGGCGCAGACAUUAAUCCUGACGAAUUUGUAAACAGAUUCUUUGACAGCCUUUUCCCUCUAGUCUACAAUCACCUCAUUAACCCUGGUGUGACUGACAGUUCCCUGGAAUACUCGGAAUGCAUCCGGAUGGCCCGCCGGGAUGUUAGACCAUUUGGUAAUAUUCCCAAAAGAGUAAUGGGGCAGAUGGGGAGAUCGCUGCUGCCGAGCCGCACGUUUCUGCAGGCGCUGAAUCUGGGCAUUGAAGUCAUUAAUACCACAGACCAUCUGCACUUCUCCAAAGAGUGCAGCAAAGCCCUCCUGAGGAUGCAGUACUGCCCUCACUGCCAGGGCCUGAUUCUCAGUAAGCCUUGCAUGGGCUACUGCCUCAAUGUCGUGAGAGGCUGCUUGGCACACACGGCAGAGCUGAAUCCACACUGGCACGCAUACAUCCGGUCACUGGAGGAGCUAUCAGAUGCUAUGCACGGAACGUAUGACAUUGAACAUGUGCUCCUGAACUUCCAUGUGCUUGUGAAUGAUGCUGUAAUGCAGGCUCACCUGGAUGGACAGAAGUUAUCAGAACAGGUCAGUAAGAUUUGUGGCCGUCCAAUCAGAACAGCUACACAAAGCCCCCGUUGUUCUUUUGAUGGAAGCAAAGAGAAGCAUGGGAUGAAGAUCUCUCCUAGGAAUGAUGAAGAGACACUUGCCAACGGAAGAAAAGAAUUUAUCAACAGCCUUCGACUGUACAGGACAUUCUAUGGAGGCCUGGCUGAUGAGCUUUGUGUAAAUGAAUUAGCCGCUGCUGAUGGGCUGCCGUGCUGGAAUGGGGAAGAUAUAGUAAAAAGCUAUACAGAGCGUGUGGUUGGAAGUGGAAUCAAAGCCCAAUCUGGAAAUCCUGAAGUCAAAGUCAAAGGAACUGAUCCUGUGAUAAAUCAAAUUAUUGAUAAACUGAAGCAUGUUAUUCAGUUGUUACAGGGUAGGUCACCCAAACCUGACAAGUGGGAACUCCAAAUGGGCAGUGGCGGUGGCAUGGUUGAACAGGUCAGCGGGGACUGUGAUGAUGAAGAUGGUUGUGGGGGAUCAGGAAGUGGAGAAGUCAAGAGGACACUAAAAAUCACAGACUGGUUGCCAGAGGAGAUGAACCUCAGUGAUGUAAAGCAGAUCCAUCAGACGGGUGGAGGUAGUACUUUAGAUACAACUGCAGCAGGAUGUUCAGCAGCGACAGAAACUACAGCAUUUAUACUGAUGGGUGUAGUAAUGUUACUUCCUUGGCUUUGGUAACUGAACUCUUCCACCUGAUAUACUGACCUUAUUGGAGUUGUGAUUUCUCCCAUAUUCAUCUGAUUAGAAUAAGAUAUCUUUUGAAUGCAACAAUUAUAUUUAUGAAAAGGUAUGUCACACUAACUUCUUAUAAGCCAAGUGGGAAUGUUCACAAAGCAUCUAAAAAUGAUAGACUGUUUGAAAACACGUCUUCUAGGAUUCUAACUUAAAUCUUCUUAAAGUCUAACACAUUAAACCUGCAAAUGUGAAAAGCACAGAAGCAACUUUGAAUAAGAAGGAUUUAGUAUAUCUAUAAUUUUACUAUCUUUGAUUCUAAACCCUUUUCUUUAUAAAAGAAAAAUGUCUUAAGUUAAAAGUGUAUUUGCAGAACAAUGAAAACAGCACAUAGUGUUUCUUAAAAUACUGAAAUUAGAAUUCCAUUAAAUGAAUCAAAAUAAAUGAUGGCAAAUAGUAUGCAUGAAUUGUCAAGAGAUUCUUCCAUUUUUGCAAGCUAUAUGAAGAAAUUACUUGAAGUCUGUAAGUUAUAGAGUAGAUUGUUGAGGAGCAUUUCAUGUAAUUUCAUUGAGGAAGCUUGAUAAAUUUUAUCCACUGUAACUUAGCCACUGACAAACCUUAAGCAGAGUAUUUUGGUAACAUCUUAGCUUUGUUCCAUUACAUUCAAGAUGCAUCUUUCGUAUUGUGGCUCUUUUCUCUGUCUUUGCCUAAUGGAUUUAGCCAUGUUGCAAACACACACUUGCUCUGGGAAUAUCUCUAAGAAAGCCAUUAAUUAUUUAGUAGAAAACUUGCAGCGUGAUAUAUUCAUUCAUCCAUCCUCAAAAUAUUAUUUGCUAUUUUUUAAAUCUUGAUAUUAAACAAUUGACUACCUAUACAUUUCUAAGGUUCCUAUGAAUAUCUAAGACAUGUACUAAUACAGAAAAUAUAGCAUAUAGUGUUUUAGCUCUUUUCCUAUUGCACAUAAGCAGAGCUGCUAAUCCACAGUCCCUGAUUUCCCAGUUGUGAUAAGAUGCCUCAGCAGACCUCAAUUAGGAUCGGUCUAUCGUUGUACUUAAGAAGAAAGAGAUAAGUCAGCUUUUAUUAAGAAGUAUCACAUCCAGUUAGUAGCCAGAAAUUAUUAUUAAUACAAAGGGACAGAAUUGAAAAGAGAGAUGCUGAAUUUGAAAUUUUAAAAAAAAAAUCAAAAAGAUUUGAAAUGAUCUCUCAGGAAAAGUCAAAGAGGACUCAAUUGACAGCAAAUAUUUGUAAGGUGCAAUCAAUCUCUCCAAAUCAGGAAACUGUACAUGAUCAAACCAUGUUGUCUCGAGGGUUUUAAAUUAACCGAAUAAUCUUACAAUGGUCAAUUUAAACUAUGCUAUGUUUAAACUGCCAAAUCAGAUUUUAUUGCCUGUUUAAAUAGACCUCAAAACUGUAAGUGUUAUUCUACCUGCCAGGUCUGGCUGUCAUUUUCUUAGGCUUCCAUUCCAGAUCUUAAUAUUUAUUCCAUGAUCUACUUGGUUUACACUCAUUUGCACCACCACGCUCCACAAAUUAUAAACUUAAACAUAUAUUUAUCUAAUCUUUAUUUUAAGCUCAGCUUGUUAUUUAAAUAACAGUGAAUAUGAAGUCACCCAUUUGUGACACUCCUGCCCAAGUCAUGGUUGGUUUGUUCUGGCAAAACUUCUUUCCCAACCUUACAGGAAUUUGGAAGACAAACUGAAGGUCAUAGUUCAGCAGACUAAGAUGUUUCCAGAUUAAAUAACAUUAUAGGAGAUAAUGUUAGAUGUGGCAUAAAAGCAGAAUGGUAACAAAGUCAAUAGUAUAAACAAUAUUUUGAAUCAACUCAAUUUUACAUCCUUAAGCUGGUGUUGUCUACCUCCAGGUAGGCACUUUGGACCAUACAUAUCACAACAGUGCUACUCUAGCUUAAAACACAUGUAGGCUUUUAGGAUUCCUUUAAGAGCCUGAGGCAUAUUUUUCUAAAAUUCUCAAUGAGGAUAUUCAUUCCUUAAUACUCUACUCCAUAGCAUUGGACAUUUGCACAGCUCUUUAAUUUAAAAUCUUUUUCAAACGGAAUAAAUGGAAUAUCCCAUUUGACAUUCCUCACCCCUCAAGGAUGAGCUCAAUUUUUAGCCAAAUAAAAACAGUAACACUGAGGAUUUUUUUAAAAUAUGGCUCAGAAUUUGUUUCUGCAGUCUUCCAUAAGUCUAUAAAGCUUUGAGCAAUGGUAAGAUUGUUGAAUAUGUGUCUACUUUCUAAGAUGACUUAAAGGAUAACAUUCAAGUAAGUAUAUAUAUUUUAAAAUAUCACUUACAUCUUUAUAGUCAUAUCUUAUGCUUUGAUCCUUUAAAACAAAGACUUUUUCUUAAAUCUGUUAUUUUUAAUAAAUUUAAGUGAUCUUGGAACAGUCUAGUGUUUUGCAUGUAUUAGAGAAGAAUCUGUUAAUGAGCUAACAUUUAUGUGGCCCUUCCUCUCCAUAGCACUGUGAUCAGUGUUUUUUAUGCACAAUCUCCUUUGGUCCUCCCAAUAACAUUAUCACCUCCACUGAACCAAUGAGGAAAGUGAAGCUUACAAAUAUUGUAGUAAUUUGUCUGGUAUUAUACAACCUAUUACAGUAGAAUCAGAUGGGUGCAUAUAAAGGUCUCUAAAUAAACUAUAAACAUUUCUGGUUCAAAGAUAGGAUAGCUCUGGAAUAGUAGUUAAGAAUCAUGAGGAUAGCAUAAAAAUUAUUGAGAGGUAAUGUAAACCUCCAAACUAGGAUUUAAAAAACAAAUUCAAUUGACUAUAUAAUUAUAAAACUGCAUAUUAAUGCAAAAGCACUUUGAAAAGGAAAUGUUAACAUGGACUUUUUUCCAGUAAUGCUCUCCUACAUGUAGAAAACCCAUUCAAACACAUCAACCCCCAAGAUAAAUCAGCUACCAAACAUGGGAAAGAAAAUACACAAGCUUUACAAGUAAUAUGGAAUCCUGAAAUUCCAUUUCUGUGCAGCUGAAGAGUAUAAAAUAUUUCUUUAGCUGUAAGGCACAGAAGGGCAUAAAAAAUAGCAAGGAAGGCAGGAAGAAAGGUAGGAAAGAUGGAAGAAAGACACAGAGAAAGGCAAGCAGGCAGUAGCAGAGUAUUAAAGUCCUAGAUUUGCCUUUUUAUCCUCUAUUUGUUCAGGAAUGUCUUAUCAAUGAAAUAAUGUCUGAAGUGUUCUCUUGUCAUUAAAGGAUAGAAGUUAAUAAGCUAUUUCCUCCCAAAUACUCAGAUUUCUCUGAAGUGCUCAAUGAUGAUGCUUUGAAAGGGACUCAAUUAGCUUAGUGCUAAUUGUUUUCAAUCACUUAAAAUAUUGUUUCUAUCAUCAGAACCCUUCAGGUACAAUAAAAGUUGUUUCUUCUUGAGUGAAGGAGUUCAUCCUAGACUUCUGUUAUUCUAUGAGAUAUUCACAGGGCAAUCUGUGAUAUCCAGUAUUUCUCUAUGUUGCAAACUUUAGUAGCCUAUAUAAUUACAUGGGUUCUAUGAAAAUUCAGAAAUCAUUCUUAAUGUUGUCAGGUAUGACUUUGGGCAUAUCAACUUUUUCUUUAAAUAAAGAUUGUUGUAUAUUAUUUCUGAUUAAAAUAUAGAUAAAACAUUUCUCAA